Molecule: messenger RNA, 1206 nt
Organism: Ogataea parapolymorpha DL-1
Lineage: Eukaryota; Fungi; Ascomycota; Pichiomycetes; Pichiales; Pichiaceae
Product: Elongator complex protein 4
Exons: 1
Coding region: 1-1206 (401 amino acids)
Biological process (GO): tRNA wobble uridine modification
Cellular component (GO): transcription elongation factor complex; cytoplasm; elongator holoenzyme complex
Source: RefSeq, a predicted model, not a curated record
AUGUCUUUCAGAAGAAGGGGAGAGAUCGUUAGUGGCCCAACUCCUCAACUAGUUGGAGCCCCCAGUCCUCUAAUCCCUAGGGCUGCUCCUAAUAGAAGGGCUGGUGAAUACGUUUCUCGAGCAGCUUUAGCAGGGGGCACACCCAAGAGGAAUUCUGAAAAUGCAUUGGCGAAUCAUGUCGGUGUGAAACCAUCGAUCCUUACGUCGCAGCCAUGCAUAUCUACUGGUUCCAGUGACAUAGACAGUGUAUUGGGUCAUCAGGGACUACCUGUAGGGUCCUCGAUACUGAUAGAAGAAACUGGGACCACAGAUUUUGCAUCUACUUUGUCAAAACUGUUUCUAGCUCAAGGCAUUGCACACAACAGAAUCAACCCAUCCCAGCCCAAUACCCACGAUGUCUUGGUGGGUUUGGACCAGAACUGGGCCAAAGGUCUUCCUGGAGUAUACAAGGGGAGUAAAGAAAGGAAGAAAGAAAAAGUUCAGCAAAAUGAGUCCAAGGUUAGUGUCUCCAACAUAGUGAAUCAAAGUAAUGAUUUGAAGAUUGCCUGGCGUUACGGGCUGAAUCAAAGAAAAAAUGAGAGCGACGAUGAUACAAUAGACCAAUAUCCCCACUACAAUAACCAAUUCGAUAUCACCUCCGUGCUAACAGUUGCGCCUGGACCUCACGAACUAACAUGUAUUCCUAAUGAUAAUUUGCCAAGAACAUUGAAGCGGAUCGAAGAUACUGUCAUCAAACAACCCAACAAAAUAGUUAGAAUUGCAGUGCCUUUGUUUCUAAACCCUUUGGUUUAUCAGAACGAGACUAGCGCACCAGAAAUCCUGAGGUUUGUCCACGGUCUGAAACAGAUUCUCAAAAAAUACCCAAAUCAAGUCGCCCUAUUCAUGACUGUCAACCUUGAUCUGUACCCUCGAAAUAACCCCCUUAUUGGCUACAUUGAGCUGCUGUUUGAUUCUGUCAUUGAACUGCGUCCGUUUGACCCUCAGCUGCACGAUUUAAUGGAGCGAGUCUACAAAAACCAACCUGCCAAAAUAAAGCAUGGGCACUUGAACGUUUACAAACUGCCUAUUUUGAGCGAGUCUGGCCUUAUGUGUGUCCAGGAGAUGGAAUACAGCUUUAAGAAUGGACGAAGACGCUUUGAGAUUGAAAAGUGGAGUAUUCCGGUCGAGGACGAAGAAACUAAUGAUGACAAGAAAUUGGAGUUUUAA